GCAGCUUUGCUGGAGUCAAGUGCAACAUAAUCAUGGCGACGGACGGGAUUUUCAAUAUAUACUUGGUUUCUUUUUCUGUUUUUAUUGUUACAUUUCUUUUCAAGACAUGUCAUUCACAGAGAAUUUUAGGUGUGUAUUCCAUUUCUCACAACGAAUUAGGUGGAAUAGUAACUUUGCACCCAAAUUCGGAAAAUGAAAUCCGAUUAAUUGGGCUUGACCUCGUAAAUACCACAGUAAUGUUUUUGACUCAAGAUAAAACUAAUUGCAAUAGUGGACGAGCUUCGAAUAUAACUCAUGUUAACUACAUAAGUAAAUACAGUGCCUCAGUAACAUUUUCACUGAAGACUAUUUAUGGGGAUAAAACGUUAUUUAUGUGCGUGAAAAACUUUAGCACCAAUGAUUAUACACACCAAGGAGCAGAUGAGUGGUUAUCUUUUCUUGUCUCUGAAGACAAAGAUGAACAUAGUCAUUUAUACCUACCUUUAUGGCUGCAGAUAACUGUCUGUUGUGUUUUAAUACUAUUAUCAGGUCUUUUUAGUGGACUGAACUUAGGUUUGAUGUCAUUAGAUCAGACUGAAUUAAAAAUUAUUGGUAAAGUUGGUUCAGAGCAAGAAAAGAAUUGGGCAAAGCGAAUUGGUCCUUUGCGCAAAAGAGGUAACUUUCUAUUAUGUACCCUGUUGCUUGGAAAUGUUAUAGUAAAUAGCUCUUUUACUAUUCUUUUUGAAAAUAUGACUUCUGGUUUGACAGCUGUUGUGAUUUCUACAAUUGGGAUUGUAAUAUUUGGUGAGAUUGUACCCCAAGCAAUUUGUUCUCGGCAUGGUUUAGCUGUUGGUGCCAAUACAUAUUGGCUUACUGUAUUUUUUAUGAUUCUCACAUUCCCUGCAUCAUUCCCCAUCUCAUUGAUUUUGGAUAAAAUUUUGGGAGAAGAAAUGGGACAAGUCUAUAACAAAGAAAAACUUCAAGAGUUGAUAAGAAUGACGGCAGAUAGCAGAGUUUUGCAUGACAAUGAAGCCAACAUUAUAUCUGGAGCAUUACAGUUAACAAAUAAAAGUGUUGAGGAUAUAAUGACUAAAGUAGAAGAUGUUUAUAUGCUUGAAAUCAAUAGAAUUUUAGACUUUGAGACCAUGACAGAAAUUAUGCACCAUGGAUAUACCCGUGUCCCAGUCUAUGAUGGAGAAAAGAUCAAUAUUGUCAACCUUCUGAAUACAAAAGAUCUGGCUCUUAUCGAUCCUGAUGAUAAAACCCCUCUAAGUACUGUGUGCAAAUUUUAUGACCAUAAACCUCUUUAUGUUGAUCAUGAUGUGAAGCUGGAUGCUAUGCUCCAGGAAUUUUUGCAGGGGGAUUCUCAUAUGGCCAUUGUUCAAAAACUCCACAACAAUGAGGACCAUGACCCAUACUAUGAAACAAUGGGUGUGGUUACUUUAGAAGAUGUGAUUGAAGAGAUCUUACAAAGGGAGAUUAUAGAUGAAAAAGAUUUGAUUACUGACAAUCGUCAGAAGGCACCUCGGCCGAGAAAGAGGCUGGAUUAUGAAAUUUUGGGUGCUGAAGGACAAAGAUCCAAGUUACCUAAACAGUUGGCUUUUGUGGCAUUCCAGUUCUUAACCACCACUGUAGAGCCAUUCUCAGAUGCUUAUCUAGCCAGAAAUGUCCUAAUGAAUCUCAUGAAGAAAGAUAUUGUUGUCAAUCUCACUCCAACAGAGCCAGUCAGUGCAAAGAAUUACAUUUUUCAGAAAGGAACUCCCACUGAUAAAUUUGUUCUCAUCUUACAAGGAACAGUUGAAGUAAUAGCUGGUGAAGAAAACAUGGUUUUUGAAUCUGGACCUUUCAGUUACUUUGGAAAGGAUGCAAUCAAUCUUGUACGCAAACAAUCUUCCUUGAAUGACAUCAAAGCCAAAGAGUAUAUCCCAGACUUCUCUGUUAGGGCUGUGACAGAUGUGCAGUAUUUAUGCAUCAACAGAGCUCUUUACCUGGCAGCCUUGCGCACGACCAAAAUGCUGCGCAACACUGGUAACAUUGCAGUGAAUGAAGCCUUUGAUGCUGAAUUUGAGAAAGUGACUAGAUUAAAUAGUAAUCGAAACAGUGGUUUUAGCAGCUUGUUGCCUUUCAUCAGUAACUCACCUUUAGAAUCUCUGAAAAGUGAUGAUGUUUCAAAUAAAAAGUUCACUUCCUCUUUAGACAGAUUGACGUUUUUUCACCACAAGGUAGAUUCUUUAGAAGCACUGUACAGGGCAGCUCGGCCUGCAUCAGAUUCAAAAGAGGACUGUGUUGAGUACCAUGGUGAGGUAAGCAGUUUGGGGCAAAGACACUUUCCAGCAGUUAGAUCUAGUAGGUCAUCGGGUGACACUAACUCUAAGGCUAUUAAUGCAAGCCCAUCUCCAGAAAGCAGGAAAAGAUAUCUUCACUCAUCACUGCCUGUCAACAAUACCCACAAAGUGAUCUUACACAGAGAGCCUACAGAUAAGAAUGAUGAAGUCACAGGUGGCGAUGCCAGCUUUACUUCAAAUGAUGAUAUCAGUCUGCACAAUGCUUCUUUAGAGGAGCAAAAUUUGGCUUCCAUGGAUAGAAGCAGUGAAUCCAGCGUCCCAGAGAAAGUUCCAUUGAUAGCCAUCAAACCUGGAGCUGCGGAAGGGGACAGCAUAAAGUCCAGUGCUGUGCAGAUCACUUAUAACAAGGAUGGGGAGCGGGUACCACUCAUCAAUCAGACAAAAUCAACAAAUGAUUUGCCAGUGUAAUAAUAUUCAAUUAUGUAUUUUUGAUAGUUUUAUAUUGUUCAUUGUAAACACUUGCAGUAAUCGCACUAGUUUUAAAUGUUGUUGUUUUUUUGUACUAACACAGAAUUGUACUUGAAGGAACAUACCCCUGGUGUUGUGAAUGGGAUUUAGGUUUUUCAAGUUUUUGUUUGUGAUAUAAUGUAUGAGUUUGAAUCUUACCUUUAAACCCCCUUUGUAUGUACAUUUUCUCUGAUUCAAAAGUUCUUCAUGGUAUAAACUCUUUCAAGAAUUAUAUGUUGACAAUGAGUUCCUGAAACUGUGUGAAUGUUUUUUGGUAUUUUGUGUGUGUAUUGUAGGUUCCUUAAAGAUACUAUUAAUACUAAAUUUGCUUGAUUGAUUUCACUACUAUUCCCCUUUAGAUCCACCAUAUUCUAUAAUUAAUUAUAACAAGGCUCUGUACACACAGGGCUGUACAAAUAAUCAAUUUUUCUUCAAAUCGUAGUAUUCUGUUGAAUGACUUAUUGUUAGCAGUAUUCUGUUCAUGAGUUAUGAAACAGACACUAGUUUGGAUGAUGUUUUGUAUUUCCAAUGUUAUCAGUGUAAUUACUAGUUUUUUAGUUUUAUACAUGCCUCUAAAUACAUUUUAAAAUAGAAUUACUUUUCACAAGGAUUUUACAAAUUUUUUUCUUUGCAAUACAUUGCAUACCAAGACUUCUUACUCAUAAUCAAAUUCAAAAAUAGUUUUCUUCAUUUGUUUCGUUCAUCUUUGAAAGAUAACAAUGGUAAUUUUUUUUAUUUAUUUUCUUUGUUUACAUUUAUUUUUGUCUUUAUUUGUUUAAUUUUUUUGGUAAUCUCUAAACCUUUCAAAUGAUUCGGUCCAUGAGGUGCCUAACAAUGUAUUCAUCUGAUUUCUCUUAUAUGACAUUGAAAAGAACAAACUCCCAACAACUUUUGACUGUUGAAUACUUCCCAUGAAGAGUUUUGUAAAUAGAAUUGUCUGAAAUCAGACUGUCCCAUUGAAUUGUUUAUGUUUACCAUUUGUUUGAGACUGUGAUCAUUGCAACAGUUUCAGAAGUUGAAAUGCCUCUCAGUACAUUGAGCAAUAUGGGUUCAUGUUUUCAUACAGGUGCAUUAUUAUUGUAUACAAUGAUUAGACUGAAACUCACUGUAUUGUGAUGGUCACAUGACUGAAGUGACUGUGAAGGUUUGGCCACCUACUUAAAAAGAUGAACAUUUUAUGAAGCUGCAUAUAGUCAGUGAAUUGGUUCUAGUUGAAGAAUUAGAGACUGACAUCACAAUGCUUUCUAAAAUAUGCAAGAACUUAUUAGUACACAAAAUAUUGGUAUUAAAAAAUACUUUAAAAUGUAUACUGUAAGAAACUCUGAAUUAAUAAUUAAUAAGUGACCAAAGUUGUAGAUUGUAGCAGACUGUACUUCUUCAUUCAAUGACAAUUAAUUAUAAGUCAUCGCUUGUGGUCUUUUAUAAUAAGGAUGAAAAUGUUAUUAAAAUAGUUUUAUAUGAGGCAUUUUUAUUUAGAAAAAAAAUUCUAUUUAUACUUUUGCUAAAACGGUUUUGAUGAACAUAUAGGGCAUUUUAAAUUCAAUGUUGUUUCUACUCCUGAAUUGUUGUCAUUUCUUUGGACAACUUGGUUUGUUUAGUAAAAAAAAAAAUAAAAAAAUAUAUGCCUAGAAGUGUGGAGCAUUUCUAAACUGUACUAAAUUUCAGCACUUCUGGAUUGUACCAAAUUUCAGCAUCUAAACACUGCUCUCCUAUCAUCAGUCAGGAGAAGUGUGCAAUCCUAUUGGGUCUACAGUUGGCCAGAGACAUGUUAAGUUAAACUAAGGUAUAAGAAUAGUAUAAACUAGACAAUUAAACUAGACAAUUUAAACAAAUAGUAGUGUUUAAUCAAAAAGUAAUACAACAUAAAAGUAAUAUAACAGAACAAAUAAAUAUAACUUUGAUGAAACAAAGCAAAUAAAAAAAAAAGCUUAAAUAUUGUACAGCUGUUUUUAGAAUUCUUUGAUUAACUUCUAAAGGGCAAAUUUUAAAGGGAAAUUACACAAUCUAAAAAGAAAUUGGAUCGUUUUAAUCCCUUUAAUACAAUUCUAAGUCUAUUUUAAGAAAUUAAUAAAGGUCAGAUGCUCAGCUUUAUCAUAAAAAUUUAAUUGUAAUAAAUACUCCAAAUCAGCAUCUAGAAACACUUUAGUUCCUAAAAAAGCAUGUUGAUAUAUAACACUGACCUGCACUCCUUGACAUCUCAUGUACUCCUGACAACUCAUGUACUGCUAUAAUGGGGGGCACAUUAUAACAGUGUUUCAUAGCCAAAAUAACUUUUUUUUUUUAGCCUAGUUGAAAGGGACCAAGCCUUUUCUUAUUUUUAGUUCAUAGCCAAAGAAAAUAUAUUUUCCGUCCAUAAAUUGAACAUGUAUAGAGUUUGUUCUAAAGGUAAUGAUAGUAUUAAAUAACAAGAGUAAUGAUUUAGCUUGAAAGUAGACAUUUCCAUUUGUUUGUUUUUUAAUCUUUAUGGUUGUAAGUCAACCUUUUUAUAUUUUAAACCAUAAACCAAUAGUUUUAUAUCAACUUCUCUAUUAGUAGAUCUAAAAAAUUUUUUUUUUUUUUUAAAGUAUUUUUCUAAGAUUAAAUGAAUGAUUCAAUUCAAGAUAGCAUGCUUUAAACUGUUUCUGAUAUUUAGUCAGAAAAUAGCAACUUACUGUUUUUCACUUGUUAAAUCUGUUGAGUUCUUUUCCCGUUUAUAUUUUGAUUUCUUUACAUAUUUUGUUAAAUAUUUCAAGAAAAAUGAAAGCCGUUUAUAAAUUAUGUAAUUAAAUUUUUAAAAAUAUAUUUUUGUUUAGACUAAAUUUGUAAAGAGCUUUAGUUGUGCUUCCUGAUUUAAAGAGAAACUAUGUAAGAAGACAUCAACGCUGGUGGAAAUAGCUAAUUGUGAAAUAGGAAGUAUUUCUUGUUACGCCACACAACCAGUAACUUCUAGGGACCAUAGAAUAAAUAGUGACACAUGAGAUAUCUAGAAUCUUGUUUUUUUUCUUUGACAUGACUUAUAUAAUAAAAUCUCAAUGACAUUACUAAUUGAAUUCAGAUGAAUAUUACAUAGGGAAUUCUAAUGAGAGAUAUGAAUGAUAGAACUCCUAUGUUUAAAUUCUUAUUAGUAACAUGACUGAUACAUGUCACUAUGAGUGACAUGACUGAUAUGUGCCCCUAUAAGUGACAUGACUGAUACAUGUCACUAUACAACUGACAAAACCUCAAUGAGUGGCAUGACUGAUAUAUGUCCCUAUACAACUGAUAAAAAACUCAGAAAUGAUAGAAACCCAAUGAAUGACACUAUAUACAAACUAAAUCCUUAGGUGACAUGAAUGACUGAAAAUUUCUUUUUAAGUAACAUAACUGAUAAAAUCAGUAACACAUGACUGAUAUAAUCCCUACAAGUGAAAUGACAUUGAUGAAUUGGCUGCUAGAAUACAUAAAAUUUAAUAGGUCUAGUUUUUAAUUAUUGAUUGGCUACCAUAGUGGUCUAUUAUCAUCUGUGUUCACAUUAGUCCAAUGGUGUACAACAGCGGUUCUCAACCUUUUAAGCUCGGCGACCCCUUUUUGCAAACCCCCCCCCCCCCCCCUGCACACACACACAGCAAUAGAAAAAUAGACAAAAACAAUCCAUUUUUUUAUGGUCUUUGGCGACCCUGUCAAAUCGUCAAUUGACUCCCAAGGGGUACGGCCCAAGGUUGAGAACCCCUGGUCUACAAGAUCUUUAUGAAGUAUCUCUGCAGGCCAUCCAGUAAUGAAAAAAUGAAUUCUUUCUGGAAUUGACCAAAUGGUCUCGAUCAAUUUUGAAAAGUCUUUAAAGAAAAAAUGCCUGUUUCUUUGUUUACAUGAGAAUGGUAACAUUCUUAAGAAAUAAUGUAUGUACAUUGUAUCAUAUCAUAUAUCACUUUAACUAUUUGUGCAAACAUAUUCAAGAGUUGUGGUUACUAGGUUGAUAGUGUCAUUUCUAACAAGACUAAUCCAUGUACCUCUUGAAAUGUGUUCUAAUAUGUGCACCAUCUUUACUGUAUAUAGUUAAUACAUAAUGUGAGAACACUGCAGGCAUAAUACCUGACUGUGAUAGACAGAAGUGACUUCUAAUUCUUUUUACAUUAUACAUAUUCAUGCCAUACAAAAUAUUUCUGGAAUAUAUAUGCUCAGUAAUAAAUAAUCAAGGCUGUUUGUGUAUAUUGUUUGACUAAAAUGUAAAAGCAAUCUAAAACAUUUUCUUGGAGAAUAACUUUGAGAUUAAUGUUUUUAUUGGAUCUUUACACUUGUCUAUAGUUUAGAGGCUUACAAACUCACUUUAGUGAGCUGGUGUCUUUUCACAAGAAUUUGAACUUACUAUUUGAUUGGAUUUAAAAAUGUACAUAUCAUACACCAUUUCACAGUCUUGAAUUUGAUUGAAGCCAGAUGGAAGAACACAUUUUAUUUGAAUGGGUACACCUUUGCUUUUUCUUUUGAUGUACAGCUAAUGCAGCUAAGUCCUUAGACUAUAAAUACAAAUGAGAUUUAUUUCCUUAGUCUGUGCCUGAGAUUAAUGUCCUGUCAGUCCUGAGAUAAUUUUCAUUCUGCUUAUCUGUCAGGGUCUAGUAGUAUGUUGGACUUCAUAAAUUUGUAUUAUCUGCUUAUAGAAUUCAAUAAUUUGUCAGAAUAAACAUUCUUUGAAAUUGUUUAUAAUGUAUGUGGAAUUCAUGCAAACAAAUCAGUACUCUGUGAAUGAAUACAUGCUAAAACAUUUUGUAAAGUCUUGUUGUAAUCUGAUUGUAUUUAAUACAAAUGUAUAGCUAAUUGUCGUGAUAUAGUCUAAUGGUAUUGUUGUUUUAUUAUAAGUUAGUCUUAAAUAGAUGUCUUGUCAAGCAAUCGUCUAUCUGCAUGUAUUGUUAUACAUUCCAUUUAAUUUCUUAUUAGUUUACUGGAUAGACACAAAAUAUUGUUUCCAUUCCUUAAUGUCAUUCUAAAACCUGUUCAAAUCUAAGAUAAAAACAGUCUGUGAUAUUGGCAAGGUUUCAAAAUUCUAGUUUGUUCUAUAAAACUGAUUCUAAGAUUUGAAACUUUCACUACAUUCACAUCUUUUCAAUUCUCUUGAUUUCAGACACUAAUUAACCUCAACAUUUACAUAUAAUUAAAACAAAAAUGUGUCUUUUUUUUUCAACGUUAUAAAUUUUUUGACCAAUAUAUUUUAUUUCAAUGUGUUUCCCAAAGUUAAGAGGUAGAAAUAGAUUCAUUGUUAAUAUCUUAUUCAUUCUCAAGCUACUUUUAGUCUUAAUUAUUCUUUGUUUCAAACAAAACUGUUUACUAUGAGUUUAAAAUUAAGUGCUAGAUUUGAAGCUGUUCAAUGUUCACUUUAUAUUGUACAGUUUAACAUCUACAGUUUCAUUAAAAGUACUGGCUGUAUUUGAGUCCCUGUACAGUGUCUUUGAUAGUCCCUGCCACUAGUUGUGUGUAUUGCACUGCAGCAAAUCUGUGAUGAUAUUCCUUCAGCACCAUUAUUAUCAAAUUCAUAAGCUAACAAUCCAAUAGAAAAAACAAAUCUGUAGUUUCUAGUUACAUUAGUUGAUACAAUUAUUUGUUUCAAAACAGAAGAAGUAAGACCUACCUCUGUUAGGAGGCUAAGGCUCUUCACUUAAGAAAAAAAAAAAAAGCAGAACUUUGGUAUUCCCUUGUACUGAUUAAAUACAAAUUGUUAUUCAUGCUGGGUCUGAUGCACUAUCUCUGAUUUUUGUACAAAUAAAAAAUAAUAAAGCCAAUUUUUACCUAACUUUGGUAACAGUGGAGUUUUUCAAGAACCAACUAACCAGGGACAAUAUAAUUGUUAUACCUAACUGCUGAUUUGUUAUUUUCAAGGUAGAUUGACUCUGUAACUUAGUUUCUACUAGUGCUAGUUAGUCUCUUUUACUUGUAAAUACACUCACUAUCUAUUGAACUGUAUUCAGUGCACCCAUUUUUAGCCUUUGUAUGGAAUCAAGUAUUUCUGUAAACCUUUCUACCUUAAUAUUUGUUUGUUUACAUUUUUUAGUUUGAUUACACUACAUUGUUUACAUACAGCUACUUCAAACUUGAUGGUCCCCUUUCCUGUUGGUAUGAUUAAGACUUUAGUUUUAUUAGAGACUAAAUCUCAAAAACUGAGGCCAGGAAAAAUAGCAUUAUUACUAAAGUGAAGAAAUGAAACCAUUUUUCUUUUAAAUUUUGGUUUUAAAAUUGCCUUGCAGCUGUUUAAGAUUAAAAGAAAAAAAAAAGACAGUUCUGUAAAAACAAAAUGUAUUUCCAACUUCAUUGUGAAAUAAGGGAAGUAAUAUUUUUUUUCCUUUUUUAUUGUGCAAUAAAAUUGUAUAGGAGGAUGAAGCAAUUGAAUAAUUUCCUUUCAAGUUUUUUUUUUUUUAAAAGAUGUUAUUGUUAGGCACAAUGAAAAUGAUAUUUCUAAUAAUACUUUGUUUUCCACUCAAUACCUAUACUGUUUGAUCAAAGUCUGUUCUUUUGUUUUGGUUUUGAUAAAGUGUCAACACACUGAUGUUUUCCAAGGCUAAGACUGAAUAUACACAUUAAAAACAAGUCAUUUAUUAUUGUUUUGUUGUGGCUUUGUUUGACUUUUAAAAAAUUUGGAUGCUAUCAAUAUUCAUUUAAACUGCUUCCCACCCCCCACAAAACAAAAAUAAAAAAAAAAAAACACCACCACCACCUUAUUAUUAACUAAGUGUAAAGGAUAGUAUUAAUUGAGACUAUAAAGUAUGAACAAAAAAAAAGUGGCUGAUCAACAUGAGCAGAGUUGAUUUCUUAAGCAGCAUGUCUAGAGUAUUAAAAUAGAAUCUUUGACUUGAGCUCUUGUAUGUAGUAUCAGCCAACAGCGCCAUGGUGUAAAAUGAAGUGUUUAUAAGAUAUUGAAUGUUUAACUCUUUCUCUCCUAACUGACGAUACCAACAUUGAUUCCACCAGAAUGUGGUAAAUAAUUACGGAGAGAAAGAGUUAAAGUAAAAUUAUGUUUUAGACAAUGUUAGAGAAUUACUUUUAGACCAAGUGCCAGUACAUUAUUUUCAUUUGGUCUUUCUCUCUCACAGCCUCUUCUUUAGUUCAGCUCUCAGUGACAGAGUCUUUGAUCAUGUCCUUAACUGUCACUUGGGCUGGAGUGUUAUUGUGGAAGCUCUAUUGCUUUUAGUCAGUUAAUUCUUUGUCUUCAUUGUGAUGUCUAAUGUAUCAGCUGGUUUGAAAACAAGAAUCUGGUGGCAGUUUUGGCUUCAUUUUGUGCUCUCUCUAUCUUACAGUAUGUGAGCCAAAGGAACCCAUUUUGUAAGAAAUAUAUACAUCAGUGCUUAUUGAAGAUUUCUAUCAAGUUGCCAUUUUUUUUUUAAACUGUGUUAUUUGGGAUUAAAUUAUAUUUUCUUUUGACAUUAAAAAACAUAAAUGCAAAGAUAGUCUUAUGAUUUUUAACUAAAAUUAUUUCCAUUUUUUGAUAUUUUUUUUACCAUCUUUUAAAGCAAAUUUUUUUUCUCUGGUGAGUGAGAGGAGACAAGAAACAAAAAAUGCUGUCAGUAUUUGUCAUCUGUUUCUCUUUGUUCUUGUCCCAGCUACAUCUAGUGACUGCAGACCAUCUGUUUCUCUUUGUUCUUGUCCCAGCUACAUCUAGUGACUGCAGACCAUCUGUUUCUCUUUGUUCUUGUCCCAGCUACAUCUAGUGACUGCAGACCAUCUGUUUCCCUUUGUUCUUGUCCCAGCGACAUCUACUGACUGCAGACCAUCUGUUUCCCUUUGUUCUUGUCCCAGCGACAUCUACUGACUGCAGACCAUCUGUUUCCCUUUGUUCUUGUCCCAGCUACAUCUACUGACUGCACACCAUCUGUUUCCCUUUGUUCUUGUCCCAGCUACAUCUAGUGACUCAGCAGACUUGAAUGUUUUCAGCAUUGACAACUUUCUGUCUCUCUAAACAACCUCUGUGGCUAAUUCUUGGAACAAAUUAAAGUGUAGAUAUUUUUUUGUUCACUCACACUUCAGCUAUUUACAUUACAUUUCAUAUUUUAUUUGUUAUUUAAUUAUUUGCAACUUUUAUAUGAAUGUUGUCAUGCAAGACUUGUGACAUAAAUUAUUAUGUUUAUUUUAUUUGUGUGAAAUGUUUAUUUCAUUUGUGUGAAAUGUGUAUUUUAUUUUUGUGAAAUGUUUAUUUCAUUUGUGUGAAAUGUGUAUUUUAUUUUUGUGAAAUGUUUAUUUUAUUUAUGUGUAAUGUUUAUCUUAUUUGUGUGAAAUGUGUAUUUUAUUUUUGUGAUAUGUUUAUUUUAUUUUUGUGUAAUGUUUAUCUUAUUUGUGUAGAAUAUUUUUUAUAUUUGUGUUAAAAGUGUAUUCUAUUUGUGUGAAAUGUGUAUUUUCUUCAUGUGAAAUGUGUAUUUUGAAGCUAAAAAGGGUACACAACAAAACAUACUUUAUUUAUAUUGUUGCUAAAAACAAUUUAUCAUAACACAGAAAGACCCAAGUAGGAUAUUAUACAUGUACAUUGAAGGUCCAGAAUUUUAAUUUAAAGUUUCAAUUUUUGUGUAUUUAUUUAUUUUUACUUUUGUAUUUUUGUAGUAUUUUGUAGUAUUAGUAUUUUAUGUCAAUUAUAAAAUAACUUUAUAUCAAAACAAUUUUUGAUUUCAUUCUAAAGAGUUAACAAAUAAUAAAUAUUUUUUUUGCA
Molecule: messenger RNA, 11406 nt
Organism: Biomphalaria glabrata
Lineage: Eukaryota; Metazoa; Mollusca; Gastropoda; Planorbidae
Product: metal transporter CNNM4-like
Exons: 6
Coding region: 33-2732 (899 amino acids)
Biological process (GO): transport; magnesium ion homeostasis
Cellular component (GO): plasma membrane
Molecular function (GO): transmembrane transporter activity
Source: RefSeq, a predicted model, not a curated record